GCGGCGGCAGCAGCAGCAGCAGCAGCGAAGAUGGUGGCCGCUCCGUGCGCCCGGCGGCUGGCGCGGCGCUCCCGCUCGGCGCUGGUGGCGGCACUUACCGUGCUGCUCGUGCAGACCCUCCUCGUCUGGAAUUUCACCUCCCUCGAUGCCGGCGAGGAGCAGCGCGGCGGCGCCGCCGGCCGCGAGAAGCGAGACCACGGCGGAGACCAGCGGGUGCACCCGCAGCGCCGCGGACCCGCCGCCCCGCACGGCAAGGCGAUGAUUGAACCUCCUAGUCCUUACACGAGCUUGGAGACUCAGGAUGGCUAUUUUUCCCACCGACCGAAAGAGAAAAUGCGAACAGACAGCAAUAAUGAAAAUUCAGUCCCCAAGGACUUUGAAAACAUUGAUAACAGUAACUUUGCUCCCAGGACUCAGAAGCAAAAACACCAGUCUGAGCUGGUGAAAAAACCCCUUAGCAAGCAAAAGGAGCACUUGAGAAAAAAACUGGAAGAGGAGAAGAUGAAGAAGAACUUGCUGCUGGGGAAGAACUCCAAUGAGGUGGUGCAGUUCAGUGAUCACCCGGUCAAAAACAGCAGCAGCAGCAGCAACAACAACAGCAAUUUGAAGGCAGUUCACAGGUCUUCCAGACACCACCACGUCAAAAAAAAAGGAAACGGCUCCCCUGAACUGACAUACGACCAACCACCCAAGUGUGAGGUGACGGGCAAAGAGGCAAUCUCAGCCAUGUCCCGCUCCAAAUCUAAGCAGUGUCGGCAGGAGAUCGCAGAGGUGUAUUGCCAGCACAAGCACGGGAAGCUGAUGCCAGAGAAGGUGACGCGGUUCUGUAAGCUGGAGGGAAAAGCCAACAACAAUGUACAGUGGGAUGAGGACUCCGUAGAAUACAUGCCAGCCAACCCAGUCAGGAUCGCAUUUGUCUUGGUUGUUCAUGGCAGAGCUUCUCGGCAGCUCCAACGCAUGUUUAAGGCUAUUUACCAUAAAGACCAUUUUUAUUACAUUCAUGUUGACAAGCGAUCCAAUUACUUGCACCGGCAAGUACUCCAGUUUGCCAACCAGUACCCAAAUGUGAGAGUCACUUCCUGGAGAAUGGCAACUAUCUGGGGAGGAGCAAGUCUUCUGACCACCUACCUGCAGGCCAUGAGGGACUUAAUGGAGAUGAAUGACUGGCCAUGGGAUUUCUUCAUUAACCUCAGUGCUGCUGACUACCCAAUCAGGACAAAUGACCAGCUAGUAGCAUUCCUGUCCAGAUAUCGCGAUAUGAACUUCUUGAAAUCGCACGGGAGGGACAACGCAAGAUUUAUCAGGAAGCAAGGACUGGAUCGGCUUUUCCUGGAAUGCGAUACCCACAUGUGGCGCCUGGGGGACCGGAGGAUCCCAGAAGGAAUUGCAGUUGAUGGAGGGUCAGACUGGUUUCUCCUGAACAGGAAGUUUGUGGAGUAUGUCACUUUCUCUAAUGACGAUCUCGUAACAAAGAUGAAGAGGUUUUACUCUUACACAUUGCUUCCUGCUGAGUCCUUCUUUCACACCGUUCUGGAGAACAGCCCAUACUGUGACACCAUGGUGGACAACAACUUGCGCAUCACGAACUGGAACCGUAAACUCGGUUGCAAGUGUCAGUACAAGCACAUUGUUGACUGGUGUGGCUGUUCACCGAAUGACUUCAAACCAGCAGACUUCCACCGAUUCCAGCAGACUGCCAGGCCAACUUUCUUUGCCCGCAAAUUUGAAGCUGUGGUGAACCAAGAGAUAAUUGGCCAGUUGGACUACUACUUGUACGGCAACUACCCAUCCGGCACACCCGGCCUGCGGUCCUACUGGGAGAACGUGUACGAUGAGCCUGACGGCGUGCACACCCUCAGCGAUGUCGCCCUCACCAUGUACCACGCGUUCUCCCGCCUGGGCCUGCGCAGAGCCGAGACCUCAUUCCAUGCUGCUGGAGACAACAGCUGCCGCUACUACCCCAUGGGCCAUCCAGUUUCCGUCCACCUUUACUUCCUUGCUGACCGUUUCCAAGGCUUCCUAAUCAGACACCACGCAACCAAUCUGGCUGUCAGCAAACUAGAGACUUUGGAAACGUGGGUGAUGCCCAAGAAAGUCUUUAAGGUCGCAAGUCCCCCAAGCGAUUUUGGAAGGUUGCAGUUCUCAGAGAUUGGCACCGAAUGGGAUGCCAAGGAGAGGCUUUUCCGGAAUUUCGGAGGACUCCUCGGGCCGACAGAUGAGCCAGUUGGGAUGCAGAAAUGGGGAAAAGGCCCCAAUGUCACCGUUACUGUCAUUUGGGUGGACCCUGUUAACGUAAUUGCAGCAACAUAUGAUAUUCUGAUUGAAUCCAGUGCCGAAUUUACUCACUACAAACCACCUUUGAAUUUGCCCCUGCGACCCGGUGUCUGGACGAUAAAAAUUCUGCACCACUGGGUACAGGUAGCUGAAACCAAAUUCCUUGUUACUCCUCUCACCUUCUCUAACCAGCAGCCUAUCAAACAAGAGGAAGCCAUGAAGUAUCACAGCGGGCCUCCAAAGAACGCAUACAUGGAGCAGAGCUUCCAGGGCUUGAAUCCCGUCCUGAAUAUCCCCAUCAGUGCUGCCCACGUGGACCAGGCCAAGAGGAACGCGGGGCUGGUGGGCGCCCGGCUGGAAGCCUGGGUGGACUCUCUAGUGGGCAGCGUCUGGUCGGCUGUAGACAUCUGCAGCACCGGCCCCACUGCAUGCCCAGUCAUGCAGGGCUGUGCUCAGACAGCCUGGAGCUCCCUGAGCCCGGACCCCAAAUCUGAGCUGGGCCCUGUCAAGCCCGAUGGUCGCUUGAGGUAGCAUCCGGUACGCAGUCCUCCGGCAUAGGAUUUUAAAAGGGAAUUUAACCUUGCUCGUAUGUGAAUCUCACACCACAUUUCAGCAAUCUAAGGGAACAUUUUACAUUUUUGUUACUUACUGCAAUGUAAUUCAUUUAAAAAAAAAAAAAAAGUUUUGACAAGGCCUUUGGCACUGCCCUCUCCAUCAGCAGUGGCAGGAGCAGCUCUGCUUCUCCUGCAGGCUCUGCUGUCCCGUGGGGCCGUGGCUGCACCAUUGCCUCUCUGGGUUUCCCAACUAGCACCAAGCCAUGGAGAGGGCAGUGAAGGAGCAGCUGCUAACAGUGUUUUUUAAGAAUAAAUUUGUCUGUACCUCUGCUGUUUCAUAGGCUUUCGUUAUUUUGCUACCAUGAAUAAAUCACAGCAAAAUCCCCUUCUACUUACACUUCCUGGGGAGGUUGGUUACUGCAGGCUAGAGCCUGUAUGGCCGCAUUACCUCACAGAGGAUUAAUUGUGGUACACCAUCACUCUUUUUUUCUUUAAUAACACAAAGUAAUUCUGGGCUCGGCUAAUGUCUGUUAUCCUAGUUAGAGAAAAUGAGUAAAAGCAGAAACUGUCAGAUUACAGAGAUUUUUGAGAUUAAUUUCAUGAUAAACUCUAAAUGGACCCAGUGUAUUGCUGUAUCAGUCUUCUGUGUCUCGUGCAGUCAGGUUCAGGUUCUGCAUACUAAGAGUACUAAUUUAAAGAAUGAAGAAGCAUUUUGGAUUUCAGCCUUUUCGGAUCUGCAGGGUUUUUUCUAAGCCCACCAGUACCUAAGCAUUUUUGCAGACUGGCAGUGUGUGUAGGUUGGGGUGGGCUGUGAUGUGUCUGCUGACACCCUUUGCUGAUCCUGCUUGCGAGCUGAGCUGAGUUUUCUUUCGGGCAGUGGAGUUGCGCAGAACCAGUAAAAUGGUAGAACUGGAACCUAAAUCUACCACAUGUUCCUUGCCUGGGUUGAGUAUUGCCUAGUAAGUCUUAACACUAAUUCCCUCACAUGAUCUCAGAUCUCUCAGCUCUUCAUGACAAAGGGUCCUUCUGGGCUUGUGCAGGACAUCUGGAAGGUUGUGCAGGAUGUGGAUUCCUGACCGAAGCCAUGAGCUGAAAAGGAAGGAGAGCAAUGCGAUGUUUGUCAGCGCAUUUACUUUAUGCUGUCAACAAAGUACCCUUGCCUAUCUUCAGCAUUCCUAGCAGGUUGCGUCUUGUUUUAACCAGGCAUGUUUUGUGUCAUUUUAAGCAGCAUUUUCUACAGUAGGAAAAAAAAAUCAUUUAUAUUCCAGUAACUUUUUAAAAUGUAGGUUCGUUUCCAACUAACUAAUGCAUUUUACAUUAGCAUAAAACAUGCACUUUGUUGUUGUUGCUGUGGUAAUCUCUUGUUAACAACAUAACCCAAAAAGGUUAUUAAAAGCUCUUGGGUUUUAAGAAAAAAAUCCUGUUGAUGUAAUUAAGGUAUCUGUUUACCCUUCUGUGUGUAUGGCUAACUUUCUGCUGAUGAGAGUUAAGCAUCCACAUCAGGAGGGAAAUAGACCCUUAAAUCAUUCUAUAAUCGCAUCUCACAGAAAGGUUGAAUUCCCUUUUAAAUAACAGUUGCAAGAUGACCGUAACACACAGACGCCAGUGGCUUGUAGUAUCUCUCUCCGUCGUAUUGGUUUAAAGCUACUUGCAGUUUGCUUUGGACUGGAAAUCGCGGUGUCAGCUGUGCUGGCAUUAGGCAGAGCAUUGAAAUGUUUAUCUGGCACAAAAAUGGAUGCAUAGAAGGAACAAUUUAGGUAUUUAUUAUUUAUGUUUUAGUCAAUGACUAAUUAGUAGGUGCUGCUUUUGCAGCUUGAAGAUUAUGUUAUCUUACUAACUGAAGCUGCCUUUAUUAAGAAAAGGCCUUCCUCCCCUCACACCUCCCUUUCUUUAUUUGUCUUGAUUUUGACAGGCACUAGAGCUAUAGUUUUAGGAAAGCCUGUAGCAGUGAGAGCUGGUUGAAAUAUUUCAGUCAAGAUAAUGUUCCAGCUUUUCAACAAGCUCUAGAGGCAAGCAUGUUUAAAACCAGGGUUGCCAACAAGUUUAUAGAAUAGAAACACAGCAUUAAUACUUACUCAGUAGGGUUUUUUUAACAGUGCUUGUUUUUAAGCUAACAUUCCUUCAUGAAGUUCAAAUUUUCUGGGGACUUCCAAUCCUUACUGUGAAAUCCAGGGCUUUAGUCACACUGAUCCACUGGCAACUGCACGGAUCAAGCCCUGCAGAGUAAAUGAAGAACAUGGUAUUUACGGCACACAAUAAAAUUCAUUAACAAUCCCAGUCAGUAAUCGUUCUCAAUAAAACUACUGGGGUAGUUGCAAAAUCUUCAGUCUUGCACAUGAGCAUAUGUAUAAGGAUGCGCCCACACACCGCAUGCAGAUAACUUGGGUUUUAAAUUUGAUACUUUUUUUAUUCUUAAGCAGCAAUGAUGUUUUUAAGUGCUUUAUUGGUAAGUUUUCAUUAUUAACUAGACCAAGCAGAAGGUAACGACAAUUCCAUCUUUUACGGCUAGAAGAAAAUCUGCCACUUCUGUCAGGUGCAGAUUAUUUUGUUUUAGUACAAAAAAGGGAAAGAAAACAAAUGGUUGCUGAUAUAUCUAUUGAUGUUAUAUGCUAGGUUUCAGAUAUCUCACAACAAAAUUUAUAUUAGUUUAUUUUCUGAAAGACAAAAAGCAUCUCAACAAAAGUUUUGUAGCAAGCUGGCAAUCCCAGUGCUGCUGUUAAACAUGUGAUGUAAAACUGAACUGAUCCUGCAGCCCUUUCUCAGGCACAACUUCCAUGGAGUGCUAAUGCUGAGUAAGGACUUCAGAGUCAAGUCCCACAUAAACGAAAGGUGUGACAGUAUGCUAUGAGUAGAUACUGUAUGUGUGUGAGGCCAUCAAAGGCUGAGCUGCCGUGUUUGGAACAUCUUCUGGGGCAGUGUCAAGUUUUGGACCUAAACAACAAUCUCUACUAUUGCUGUUAAUAUACAGACACAGAUGCAUAAGUUAUAUACGGGACACUGUGUCUGAGUUACUGUAGUUGUGAAGAAAAACCGUGGAAAGCAAGAUGCUUUUCAUCAGGGAUCAAGCUUGCUCCAAGCUGAUGCUGUGGUAGCUAGUGCUGCUAAGACUGAUGUCGUGCUUAGUGGCUUUUCUGGUUCUGAAAUGGCAGGCACUUGGAGCCUGUGAUGAAUAUUAUCUAUUGUUAGAAGAGAAUAACUUCACAGAUCUUACAUUUGGUGAAAAGGAGAAUUCAGAGCAGGGACCCACAGUUCAUACAAAAAAAGCAAGUUAUGCAUCUUCGUUUGAACAUGCGAGUGUUCUUUUCCAAUUACCCUGGCUGGUCCGUGCUGAACAGGACUCCAGCUGAUCAGUUUCGCUCAAAAUCCCUUUCUGUGGGAGAGGGUUGUAGUUCCAUAUGCACACAUUUGUCCUCUGUGUGUAAUGCUUUGUUCAUUUGAAUUCCGUGCCCGUUCUGCACUAUAACCAUGUAACACUUCUGUAAUCAAUCAGCAUCACACAGAAAGGGAAUGUGGUGAAAUGCAGAACAUCUACAUACAUGAUUUAAUGAAUUAUGUCCAAAGUCAGUCUAAGCAUUAUGCAAACCUGUUUAUAUGGUAAUGUUAAACCUUGAGGCUAAUAGAAAUAGCUAAAAUGACAGUUUAUUUUCAGAUUUGUCCAGUCUUUCUUUGAUGACAUUUGGACAUUGAGCAGUAAUAUUUGUAUUUUCAUUUUCUGAUAUUCAAGGGGUUUUUUUAGAAUUGAAAUUAUGUCUUCAUUUUUUGUGCUCUUGGCAAGCAGAGAAUUUUAACAAUUCCUUCAUGAUAGCAAGUGUUAUACAAGAAAGUAUUCGUUACUGCUAAGCCUGGAGAUACAGGAAUAUGCACUCAUGUGUUACAAAUUGACUUUCCUAGGUAUUGGCUCCAGUGCACAAUGCAUGUACAGCUGUUUAACGGCAUAUUAACAAUGAUCCUGCAGCACCUUCAAAAGGACCAACUAAUCUGUGUUCACCUCCUGUCCAUCUCCUACAGCACUGAUUGCAAUACUAAUGAAGUCUCCAUCACUCUUAGGUAUGAUGAUCAUGAACAGAGUAGUGAAGUCAGUGUAUCAGAACUGGGAUAUUCUAAACCUGACCAAAGGGAGAGAUGAAGGGUAAAGAAGAUGCUGAAACUUUGCAAAAGUUUGACAAUUGUGCUGCAAAAACACCUGUGAACGAACUGGGCACCUUCUGCACAGCAAGGCUGAGAACCACUGAUACCGUGAGAUCUCAGCUUUGACUUCCCAGAUAAAAAGAAAGCAAGAUCCAGAUUUUUCUUGUGGCCAGGCAAUGAGGAGCAACUUCCUAUUGUUCUUUAGUUCUCUUUCAUCACAGCUAACAGAGAAGUGCCAGCUUGCCGCUGGCUGUCACACCCUCCUCAUUGUCUUCCCAGAUUCCAAAGCUUCAGGACUUGGCCACAGGAAAACUUGGCCAACUCCACUGCUUUUCGUUGAGCAGGAAGUUCUGUACUUGUGUGAGCCAAAUGCCUUAGGCCUCUUCAAAAACACUAGCUGUAAAUCAGAAAAGUUUGCUUUUCAGAGCAGCGUUCAGUCAGCUCAGUACUAACGCACAUGAAGGAGUUGGUAAAAGUGAUCGCAAUUAUCUUUUCUUGAUUUUCAGGCAUGGAUAUUGGAUAUAGGUAAUAGUAGGUUUGGUUAUUUCAGCAACAGAGUAAGACUGACCUGGUGGGAUGUGGCUAGUGGCAUUUCCCACCGGCGUUUGCUUCAAUCUGGUUGUAAAAAGUUAAAGGUCCAUAUGUCCAUUAUUUCACCCAUUUCACCCAACCGUACAUUAAAUGCAUAUUAAAUGACAGUAGAAAAUACCAUGUAAAGAAGUGUUCCCAGACCAACCCUCUGGCUUCUGCCAAGACAGCUCCAGGGCUGCUGCCCACAGAGCAGGCAGGAGUGAUGCAGUGUUGGGAGACAGGACAGUGCCCUUUGAGGGGCCCAGCUAGAGUUACGGAGAGCAGGAAUACUGGCUGCAGAGCUCCUGCUGGGCACAGAGGAGCCACACAAAUGUGAAUUAGGAUUAAGGGUAGUAAGGAAGAAUUUCUAGGGAAAUACUUUUUUUCCUAUAGAUUCUUCAAGAGCAAGCAAAUGCUUUGAUUUGUAACUCCCUUUGAAGGUGUAGAGUAGAAGAGUAGGCCUUUGAAAACCUUCCCCACCACCAUCACAGUAAGGGCAGGAACAAUCAGGCUGAGAGCAUUUAAAAUCAAGACAAGACCUUACAGCCGGUGUUACCCAGGGCCACGGUGGCAUUAGGCUGUCUCCAGUUCAGUGCGGUGUUGGCAGAGAUUAACCCUCAUGAUGUGAUACUGCAGGUACUGUGUUGAUUUUGUUCCUUUACACUAACAGUAGUAUUAUGUAGAUCAUUCUCUGCUCUUUGCUUCUGCCUUGGUUACCUUCUUUUGCUCAUGGGUGCUAUCAAAGCUGCUACCUCACUGUGUCUGCAAACACGUUUACCUGAUAACAACAAAAAAAGGUACCAGAAAUCUCCUUGAGCUGAAUGUACAAUCUAUGCAAAUUCUCUUUCUACUUUGUUAAAACCUAGAAGUAUUACUUGUAGCCUUGCCAAAUAAACAGCAAGAUACUGUACAGGUGCCUCUGAUAACAGAGUGACAAUUCUAGGCGCGGUUCAUUGCGCUGCAUUUGUAUAUUGUAAUGACUUGACUUGUCUUUGGUUAUGUUGUAAUUAACACCCUCAACUGAGAAGAUAGCAAUCUCUUGCUAGGGGAGCACCUUCAGUUUGCUGGGAAUAUUCCGGAGGAGGAUGUGUAUGGCAUUCCCAUUUAUUUUCCUGCUUACAUCCAAAAGAAGGCACAGACCUGCUGGCCAAAACUAGAAUGUUGUUUCAGAUUUCCGUGGGUGAAUCCUAUCAGCUUUGGAUUGCUUGGUGUCUGUUCCCAUUGUGGCAUCCAGUGUGUUGCCCCUUAAAGAAAGCCUUACUUUCAUCCUUUCUAAAUGUGGCCUUAAACUGUGUUAGGAGGUUUGGUGUUGUCUGUGUCUUGCUCUUUUUCUGUUUAUUGUGGAAUGAAUAAAAGGCACCUUGAGAUUUCUAUUACAGCUCAGUUGUGUUGCUGUCAGCUUACACUUUACAAAUACAGUAGAAAUUGCUUACAAAUGCAGUCUUUAAGGGAAGAAAAUGACCUUCCCUUUGGGCAAAAGGAAGGCUCAGACGUUCACAUAAACCUUAGGAAAUUAUGUCUUUUGCAACUCACUGUAGAUAAAGAAGGUUGAUUUAAUUAAUUACCUACAAAGUCCAAACUUAGUAACUUCUAAUUAUCUUCAGACUGUAACAGGACAGACUGCUCUCAGAUGCACAAGACAAAUUCUGGAGUAAUUUCACCCAUUCUGACAUGACACAGUAGCGUUCCUUUCAGAUGUGCAGUGGCAGCUGGGAGAAGAUAGAUCCUUUUAAUGGUAUGGUCUUAAAAUCUGAAGAAUGUCACCACGUGAGGCCAGAUUUUGCAUGAUGGGUGGGAAUCUAACAGUACACUUGGAAGACAGAGGAGUCUGGUUGUAUCAUCUAAGUCAUAAAUGCAUUUCCAAAACUCUGGCUUUUGGAGCAUCAUCCAAACAUUGUCAAAGACAGCAGAAACCAAGGACUUCUGCUAAGGCUUUUAUUUUUGGGGUUUCUUUAAUACUUUUCUCCAUGAGAACUGUUGUGUUUCAGUAGCACCAAUAUUCCCGGCAGGCUGCAGUGCUUUUAGGAAUCCCAAAUCCUAGCCUGUUUUGGUAUUCAAAUGUGGAUAGAACCCAAAGGCAACUGAAAAGGGUUUACAUAGAAAACAAGAUUUGUGAAACAAAAAGAAUUAAUUGGAGUUAAUGAAAUUAUCUUUCUGACUUUGUCAUUUUGGUUUCAUUCUGGGUUGAUUGGAUUUUUGUAUUGCCUAACAUGGUCCAUAAUAAGUUAUUCCUAUUCUGUCAUUUUCAAAGACUGGUGGUAAUAUAGUUUUAAGAAAUAACUAUUUUGUUAUAAAUCAUAAUAUGCAUAAAAUUGUACAGAAAUAUUUUGUAAGCUAUUGAAUAAGAAAAAAAGAAAACCAUGUAUACACAGCAAAGUUUAAAAAAAAAAAAUUGGAAAUUCAAAUGGAACACACUGAAAGAUGUAGAUAUUUUGCUAUUUAUUUAAAGGAGUAUUUUAUGAGCUAUUGAAAUGUCUUAAAUUGACCGGUAAUCAAAGUUCAAAGUCAGAAUGCUUUUCUUGUAGUAGAAUGUGAUUUUCAGCAAUUAUUGCACUACCCGGUUUUGCACCCUUUUGUCUUUCAUUUAGCAGAAAACAACGUGCCUUAGCUGUAUUCUUUGUCAAUGGGAGUUUGGUUUUUUUUUUUGUCUGACAAAGCAAAUUUUUUUUGCAGAAAAAGAAAUGGAUGUAUUAAAAAGUGUAUUAUACCAAAAACACUGCAGGUGUAUAUAGAUGCUUUCUGUCAUACUGUGUUUUCAGAUGCAGAAUUUUAAAAUUAAAAAAAAAAAAGGCUGUCUUUAGGAA
Molecule: messenger RNA, 10330 nt
Organism: Strigops habroptila (Kakapo)
Lineage: Eukaryota; Metazoa; Chordata; Aves; Psittaciformes; Psittacidae
Gene: XYLT1
Product: xylosyltransferase 1
Exons: 12
Coding region: 31-2805 (924 amino acids)
Biological process (GO): heparan sulfate proteoglycan biosynthetic process; chondroitin sulfate proteoglycan biosynthetic process
Cellular component (GO): membrane
Molecular function (GO): protein xylosyltransferase activity
Source: RefSeq, a predicted model, not a curated record